CCCCCACGGGGGGGUCGGCGCGUCGUCAGUACGCCUGUAGGACCUGCUCCUUCAGGAGCCGCUGGCAGAGAUCCUACGCCCGGCACCUCAUCCUGCACACGAGGCAGGGCAUCCUACGCUGCUCCUACUGCCCCUACGAGACGAACAGCAGCCACAACUUGAAGCUGCAUGAGAACAAACACACGGGCUCGAACAUGUUGCAGUGCCCGCAUUGUGAGUACACGACCGUGUACAGGAAUAAUUUAAAUCUACACAUAUCCAGACACACGGGCUCGAACAUGUUGAAGUGCGAACAUUGCGAGUACACGACCGUGUGCAAGUCACAGUUAAAGGUACACAUAUCCAGACACACGGGCUCGAACAUGUUGGAGUGCCCGCAUUGCGACUACACGACCGUGCACAAGGGGCACCUCAAGGCACACAUGCCCCGACACACGGGCGUCGGAUGGCUCGUGUGCACCGUAUGCGGAUACAAGACUGGCGAUCGCAGUAAUUUCCACAGACAUACUCGUCGCCAUGACGACAGAAAUCGUGCUAAACGUUGCCAUGGCGCCAGAAAAAUAAGUGAAAACCUACGUGCAUCAGAGUCUCAAAGCCAAAGCCUUGACUCGUCAAAAGCCCCAUGCCUCGACUCACCUAAGACCCAAAACCGCCGCCUUGACCCACUAAAGAAGCAGCAUGACUCACUAAAGCUACAAAGCAAGCAGCUGAAGUGUCCCCACUGCCCCUUUUUUACCAAGCGGGCCCACUAUUUACAUCGCCAUGUCAGGGAGAUGCAUGGGGUGGGUUACUAUUGCUGCCAGAGAUGUGACUACAAUUGUGACCUCCUACGCCAUCUUACCCAACAUGAACGUGAAUGUCGCAAGAAGAUGAAAAAUAAUUGAAGAGGAGGUUAAUCAAGCAAGUUCGAGUUGUUUUUCGUCGCCAGGCGUCGCUAUGGGGACGGUGAUGAUGCGGAGCGUUGCUAUGGCGACGGGAAUCGUGCCAAGCGUUGCCAUGGGGACGGUGAUGACGCCAAGGUUGCUAUGGCGACGGGGAUGACGCUAAGCGUUGCCAUAGGGACGAAAAUCGUCCAAGCGUUGCUAUGGUGACGAGGAUGAACAGAUUUUAACGCAUUCGGUUAAAGAAGAAUUCAAAAUGAGCAAAUUGAAAGAAGAAAACAUGGAGGACGUGAAAUAAAAUGAUUUCUUUUGAUAGAGGAAACCGUGAUUGUGUAUAGAUGGGAAUAAUAAUAAGUCUUUAUAGGUAGUUUUUAGAAAGGAGUAGAUUUUGUUUUCAUAUUGAAAAUGAAUUGUAUUUAGAAAGAAUACUGUUAUGUUCUGUUGAUGAUGGGAAAACCGUUUUUUAUUUUAUUUCAGAGAAGUUUCGUUUUUCACGGGAUAUUUCCCUACUGAAUUUUUCUUCUUACACAAUUUGACUGGAAAUUUUAUAGAAGUUUAAGUAGAAAUUGUGUUACUAUUUUGGGUGAUUUGGAAAGGAAAUUGUAGAGUAUCUUUGUGGCUAAGAUACGUACCGUGCAGCGGAGUAUCUUUGUGGCUAAGAUACAUACCGUGCAGCGGAGUAUCUUUGUGGCUAAGAUACAUACCGUGCAGCGGAGUAUCUUUGUGGCUAAGAUACCGUACAGCGGAGUAUCUUUGUGGCUAAGAUACCGUGCAGCGGAGUAUCUUUGUGGCUAAGAUACCGUGCAGCGGAGUAUCUUUGUGGCUAAGAUACAUACCGUGCAGCGGAGUAUCUUUGUGGCAAAGAUACCGUGCAGCGGAGUAUCUUUGUGGCAAAGAUACCGUGCAGCGGAGUAUCUUUGUGGCUAAGAUACAUACCGUGUUUGUCUAGUUUCUAGUCUGUAAUUUAGUGGAGAAAAUACGGCAUAUAUUUGCCGUAUUUAUUUAAUACGGAAAUUUUUUUCACGUUUUUUCAAUUAUUUUCAAGCGCUCAAGUGUCUCGUCUCGUUGAAUUGCUUGCCACCGGAAUUUCAUGUAAUUUGUAAUCGUUCUUUUAAAAAUAAGUUU
This is a messenger RNA of Hyalella azteca, 2006 nucleotides long. Its product is annotated as zinc finger protein 77-like. The record is from RefSeq and is a predicted model, not a curated record. Gene Ontology annotation, molecular function: RNA polymerase II transcription regulatory region sequence-specific DNA binding; DNA-binding transcription factor activity, RNA polymerase II-specific. The transcript is spliced from 2 exons. Gene Ontology annotation, biological process: regulation of transcription by RNA polymerase II. Lineage: Eukaryota; Metazoa; Arthropoda; Malacostraca; Amphipoda; Hyalellidae. Gene Ontology annotation, cellular component: nucleus. Bases 195 to 884 code for a protein of 229 amino acids.